UCUGUUCACUCAUUUCUGUUAAAGUUGCUCCUGCCGAGCCAAAAGUGGUGAAAUCCACUAACAGAAAAUUCAUGGUUCUUGACAGUUYACACGCUUGUCCGUGUUGAACUUUCUCUAUAAAUGCAUGUUCUCUGCCGAUARUCUCAAACGGCAAACCACUUAGUGUAGUUUACAAACGCAAACCUUCAGGUGAAAAAUCAAAAUAUAUCAAAAAUAUAUAUUUUGCGGAACCAGCAGAGAAGCAGUUAUGYUCAACAUAUUUCUAGCGCUAAGCCUCAGCCUCUUAGCGGCCGCUUACUGCUGGUUGCGCCAGCRUUUUCGCUAUUGGGAAAGGCGUCGUGUACCACACAUACCAUCCUUACUGAUUGUGGGCAACAUUUUCGAUCURCUCCGUUAUCGUUGCUGUUUCGGCGAACAAUUUGAACGGCUCUACAAUCAUGAAGCCGCCAGCGGUCAAGACUUUGUGGGCAUACAUGUGCUACAUAAUCACGCUCUGCUGCUGCGUGACCCUGCGCUUAUMAAGCGYGUACUGGUAAGCGACUUCAGCGCGUUCGCGAGCCGYUUCGAACGCAGUGACUCGGUGGGCGAUGCCAUGGGCUCGUUGAACUUAUUCUUUGCGGAAUACGAUGUAUGGAAGGAGAUACACAAUAUCUUCUCGCCGCUGUUUGCGMMUGGCAAGGUGAAGCAAAUGUAUCCGCUGCUGCAAGAGAUUGGYGGUAAGCUGGAGACGCAUAUGAACGCUUGGAACUUUACAGCUGACGAUGCGUGCCCGUACCCGUCGGCGGUCGUUGAGGUAAAGGAGUUGUGUGCGCUCUUCACCACCGACAUCAUAUCCUCACUCGAGUUCGGCAUCGCAGCUAAUAGUUUGGUGAGUCCACACGCUGAAUUCCGACGCAUGUGCAUUGAGGUGAAUGAGCCGCGUCUCUGGCGUCUACUACAUCUCUUUACCAUAUUCUUCGUGCCGGAGCGGGUYAGRCUCGUACGCGCMCAUCUCUACUCAGCAGAGUAUGAGAAGUUCAUGCGUAGCUCCAUCGAGUAUGCGAUUGCGGAGCGCAUGCGCAGUGGCAACCAACGUAACGAUCUCAUCGAUAUAUUUAUYGCGUUGAAGCGUCAAGYGGCCAAUGGCSCAAAGGACAGCGUACUGAACCAACCUGAUUUCUUUGUAGCUCAGGCCGCAUUCUUGUUACUCGCUGGCUUCGACACAUCCUCCUCGACCAUCACAUUCACGCUUUAUGAACUCGCCAAGCAUCCCGAGUUGCAGCAGCGUUUGCGUUUCGUGUGGAGACUUGCGACUCGACUUUGCCUGAAAUGAAAUUCGAGGAGACAGCCUUCGUUUUGGCACCGAAGGAUGGCGUUUAUUUGCGUUUUGUGAAGGAUAAAAUUUACUGACGGCAAUAAAUGUGUUAUUUGAGCAAUUAAAAAUGAUUUAUUAGUAAAAAAGAAA
Messenger RNA from Bactrocera latifrons, 1444 nucleotides. RefSeq names its product probable cytochrome P450 6t1. Gene Ontology annotation, molecular function: monooxygenase activity; heme binding; iron ion binding. The record is from RefSeq and is a predicted model, not a curated record. Gene Ontology annotation, biological process: response to DDT; insecticide catabolic process. NCBI's taxonomy places the organism in Eukaryota, Metazoa, Arthropoda, Insecta, Diptera, Tephritidae.